Exophiala oligosperma is the source of this 852-nucleotide messenger RNA. RefSeq lists its product as uncharacterized. Lineage: Eukaryota; Fungi; Ascomycota; Eurotiomycetes; Chaetothyriales; Herpotrichiellaceae. The transcript is spliced from 3 exons. The coding region runs from base 149 to 817 and encodes 222 amino acids. The record is from RefSeq and is a predicted model, not a curated record.
CGGCCAUGGCGAGGCCGACUAUUGUCUGAGCUUUCAUCUCCACCAUGGCGGCUCGCCCAUUGAAGAAAUGUCGUCGACCAUGAAUAAAAAGUUCGCAGAUGGAACGAUUGACAAUAACACUGCUCGCCAUUAAAGGUGUCAGAUCAAAAUGGUCCUAGAUAACACGUCUUCCACUUUGAUCGUUGUCGGACUAGUCCUCAUCACGUUCCUUGUCGUCUUCCUCGGGCUUCUUUUCCUCCAGCUUACAAUUCUUCGCCGCGUUCGCCGCCAGAAUGAGGAAGAGCCUCCAUCUGCCGCAAAUGUUGCGUUGAGAUAUAUGAACAAACCGCUACCUCAAGCACCUUAUAAUGGUCACGCCCCUUCUUUCCGCAAAACAGGAAAUCCACAAACACGGCGGCCUAUGGUGGAAGAUGGCGAAAGCGAAGAAAACGAAAUGGUACACCCAUUGUUCCGGAGACGCGAUAAGAAUCCCGCCCGACGCACCGGGGACUUUUUAAAUCUACCCCUCCAAUCCACGCGGGCCUACAAACCUACGCUGAAAGCAGCUAAUAGCCAAUAUACGGGCGAAACUCUGAAAUCUUACACACCGUCGAUUCGCAACCGAGAACCCCAAGUACAAGAGCAACAAGAGGUGCCCUUCGGCUUAGAUCAAGGAAUUCCAAAGACUCCGACGCCGGCGACAAGAUCUGUGUCAAGUCGACCUUGGCUGACGGUGGAUGUGAUCCCGGAAGAGCAGGCCACCCCAACCAACACAGCUGGAACUGCAACAUCCCUACAGCCAUCCCCGACUCGAGGGCUGGGUACGCCUAUGAUAUAGGAAGGUGGUAGUGAGUUCUUCUUUUGAGGUCAAUA